Vanrija pseudolonga is the source of this 2487-nucleotide messenger RNA. RefSeq lists its product as uncharacterized. NCBI's taxonomy places the organism in Eukaryota, Fungi, Basidiomycota, Tremellomycetes, Trichosporonales, Trichosporonaceae. The transcript has 3 exons. Gene Ontology annotation, molecular function: protein binding. The record is from RefSeq and is a predicted model, not a curated record. Bases 1 to 2487 code for a protein of 828 amino acids.
AUGAGCAUACUACAACUCCCCGACGAGCUCCUGCACGCCGUGUUCUCGCACUCUUCGGUACGCGACGCCGCGCGCUUGUCCGAGACAUGCCGACAGUUCGGCGGCGCGUACAGAUCGUGCUCGGCCGUGCAGUGGUACAAGGCCGCCGUCACGGGCGGGGGGUACGUGAAUGUUGAGCCGGUGGCUCUGCAACCGGCAGCAGCGGCCGAGAGCGAUGUUCUUGCGGAUGCGGAUCCCGCCGGUCCAGCCUCCACGCCCCCACCGCCGGAGCGCCAGACACUCGGCUCCAAGGUCGCCGCGCUCCGCGCCCAGGAAACCGCCUGGCGCACGCUCACGCCGCACAAGUUCCAGCGGUUCGACAUGCCGGGCAACCGCGCCGAGGAGCACGACUUCUCGUCGGGGCUAGUCGUGAUCCACCGGCACGCGGGCGUGAGCGACAACAUGAGCGAGGCGGAGGAGGAGGCCGACAGCCUCGAGGGGUUCCACCGGAACUGGAUCAGCGUGGACUUUGGGCGUGUCGACCAGCGGCUCGCGAACGACUUCGGCGACGAAGACGACUUCCCGUUCACCCGGCGCCUGCUGUACCGCUCGUGGACGUGCAUCGCCGGCAUCGACGCGCAGGCCGACCUGCUCCUCCUCACCGAGGACCUGUGGCACUCGGACUCGACGUGCACGACCCGCUUCCACAUCCUCUCGCUGUCGACGGGACAGGGGCACCCGCGCGCGCAGCACCCCGUGAUCAUGCUCAAGGUCGACGCCAGGGAAACGUACACCACGUCCGUGAUGGGCCCCGCGCGCGAUACCUGGAAGGGCGGGAGCUACUGUGUCGCUGUUCGCGGGAAUCUCGUCGCGACCCUUGUGUUCAAGUAUAGCGAUACGGAGCGCGGGGUGCUCAGAGGCACGUUCAUCGUCGUGUUUGACUGGACGACGGGGCAGGUGGCGCUCGUGAGUGUGUUCUGUGAGGUAACGACUGACGGACGGCAGACCAUCUCCCUGCCCGAGACGCACGACUCGCCGUCGUUCACCUUCCUCGCCGACGACCUGAUAGCUGUCGCGCCACUGAGGGCCGUCCCGAGGCCUGCGCAUGUACCUCACGAUCCGCGUCUUGCGCUCGAGGUGUAUACCAUCCCGCCGAGAGAUGAAUGGGCCGACUUGCUGCCGCCGAAGGACAUCGUUGAGACCCUCGCGGAAGAGAUGUCUGACGACGACAGUAUGACGGACGAUGAGAAUGACAGUGGCUCUGGUAGCCUCGACGACGAUGAUGAGGUUGACAACGGCAGCGACAAUGAGUGGGAGAGUCUCGACAGCGACGACGACGCCGCCGUCGAUGCAGUUAUCGAUGAGCUCGCCGCCCUCGAUGGUGCGCCAUCAACCACAGCGGACGCCAACGGCACAUUCGCGGCUGAGACUGCUCCCCCCGGCACACCCCACGACGACCCGUUCCCCGACAUGGCCUCGGAAGUGUACUCGGACCCGGAGAUCGAGAUCGAGAACUGGGCCGACUCGGACAGCGAGUCGCCGUCCGAAGGGCUCCCGAAGCCGCCGAUCCUGGACACGGGGGACUUUCUGAAGCUUAUCCUCGGGCCGGGCGACCCCGAGCCGAGCGUGCGCUUCCUCCUCCCGCCCAUCGCGGACGACCAGCGCAUGACGCAGGCGGUCAUCCUGGGCCAUGGGCCGAUUUCACCGCCGUCAGCGGCAUCGCCGUCGCCGUACGCUGUCCCGCGCAACUUUGACACCGACGCCGACACUGGCGUCCUCGUCCUCGGGUUCCAGGUCACGGGCGCUGAUGGUCCGCCGAAGGAUUACACGCUCUUCAUGCGUCAGGAGAAGCUGGCAAGCUUGGCGCGGUCACAUGCCAGCCAGGCGACGGCGCCGACAGAAGUCAGGUGGGCGGACUGGGGCGAGGAGAACACGCGUAUCCUCCCCGAAGCGCUCUUCGCGCGUGAGACCGCCGACAACGAGGGGUGCAAGAACUACUGGGAAGCAGACUACGAGGCCCGUGCGCACGGGUACCGCUUCGCCGCGCUCCGUGGGUUCGGGCACGAGGGCAGCAGCGCAUACACCGCUGCCGACAACGGCGUGUUCGAUCUCGAGGUGUACGACUUUGCGCCGGGUGCCGAGGUGCCCCGGUUCGACCCGGUCGACGAGCGCGGCCUGGAGGGCGGGAGCGCGGUGCUGCGUUCCGACGCGACAGUGCUCGAUGGCUUCGCCGUGCCGGUGGUCACGCGGCUGCCGUUCCUCGCCACGCGGCGCCGCCUCGCGCCCGAGCUGCGGCUCGACUCGAAGGCCGAGCGCCUCGGCUACGGGCUGCUGCUUGACGCGCAGCGCGUCGCGCUGUUCCGCCUGCAGGACGUGGGCGAGGUCGCUGGGAGCGAGGUGCAGGAGCUGCUUGUGUGGACGUUUGGGCGGGGCGAGGAGGUCCGCGGCGACGAGGUGGCGAUCGCGCAGAGCACCAUUGCGGCGCCGCGGCUUGCGCCGUCGUGGUAG